Molecule: messenger RNA, 825 nt
Organism: Hermetia illucens (black soldier fly)
Lineage: Eukaryota; Metazoa; Arthropoda; Insecta; Diptera; Stratiomyidae
Gene: ND-20
Product: NADH-quinone oxidoreductase subunit B 2
Exons: 2
Coding region: 134-793 (219 amino acids)
Biological process (GO): electron transport coupled proton transport; mitochondrial respiratory chain complex I assembly; aerobic respiration
Molecular function (GO): quinone binding; 4 iron, 4 sulfur cluster binding; NADH dehydrogenase (ubiquinone) activity
Source: RefSeq, a predicted model, not a curated record
CACCUCUCUACGACUUGACAUUUGUUUAAUUUUGACGUUGACGGUCACUGCUGCCAACGUUAUUGCUCCGUCGUGAUUUGUGGCUAAGUUACAUAAAAAUAAGUCCUUAAUUUGCGAGAAAUAACUACGCAGCAUGUUGCGGUCAGCUCUAGUCGCGGCCAACCGGGCACCCAGAUUGUUGAGCAGUAACCUUGCAGGGAGCUUCGCGCCUGCAACCGAAACCCUCAACCUAAAUCGCCGUAACCAGCAGACGAUGCCUGUGGUUGAUCCUGCAAACCCACCACCUAAACGAGGCUACACUCCAUUCGGAACCAAGCAACCGAACAUGGCCGAGUGGACCGUAGCCCGCCUCGAUGAUAUUCUAAAUUGGGGUCGCAAGGGUUCCAUUUGGCCCCUUACAUUCGGAUUGGCUUGUUGCGCUGUAGAAAUGAUGCACAUUGCAGCUCCCCGCUAUGAUAUGGAUCGUUUUGGUGUUGUCUUCCGAGCAUCCCCACGUCAAGCUGAUGUGAUCAUCGUCGCCGGUACCCUCACGAAUAAGAUGGCUUCGGCUUUAAGGAAAGUUUAUGAUCAAAUGCCCGAGCCACGGUGGGUUAUUUCCAUGGGAAGCUGCGCCAACGGUGGUGGCUAUUAUCACUACUCGUACUCAGUUGUCCGUGGCUGCGACCGAAUCAUCCCCGUCGAUAUUUACGUGCCUGGCUGUCCCCCGACGGCUGAAGCUCUUCUCUAUGGUGUCCUGCAACUGCAGAAGAAAGUUAAACGUAUGAGGACUCUUCAGCUAUGGUACCGAAAGUAAAUAAUAAAAUGUAGUUAAAUUAUAACGGUUUU